Molecule: messenger RNA, 2198 nt
Organism: Capsella rubella
Lineage: Eukaryota; Viridiplantae; Streptophyta; Magnoliopsida; Brassicales; Brassicaceae
Exons: 4
Coding region: 94-2025 (643 amino acids)
Source: RefSeq, a predicted model, not a curated record
ACCAAUAUCUUUUGCCCAGAAAAAAAAAAAAAACCAAUAUCUGAAGAAGGUAGAGCAAAAUCGUGUGUGCAUUGAUCUGAUAGAGCAGCAAGAAUGACUACCGUCAUUAAGAAAAGAGUUCGAAUUCUAUCAACAGGCCCCUCCGAUGCGGAUGAUCAAAGAAACCCUAAAACUCACGAGAAUGGAGGAAAGGUUCAAACUUUAGGGCAAAGUAAGGUUGGUGGUAGUGAUAAUGUGGUAAAGUCUAAUACUUGUUUCGUGUGUGAUGGGAAAGACGAUUGGGUAUUGGUAUGUUACGGAGAGGAAUGUCCUAUUGCUAUUCAUCAAAGCUGUGCAUCUGAUGAACCUGAUUUCGAUGAAUUUGGGAAUUUUUAUUGUCCUUAUUGUUGGUAUAAGCGUGUGGUUUCGAAGUGUGUGGAGCUAGGGGAAAAGCUUAUGGUGAGUGAUAAGUCUAGAAAGGGAUGUAGAGAGACUUUAGGAGGUGUAGAUUUGGGAACUGAAGAUAUGGAGAAUGUUGUGGAGGUUAAUGUUUCACUAGGUAGAACAUUAGCUAGUGGUGAGCAUAGUGGGAGGGAAGGUGAUGGAUUGAAUGAUAAAAAGAAUCAGAAGUUGAAAGAAGUUGCAGCUCAGACUCGUUCUCGGGUAAAUUCUAAGGCGGGUGAUACUGAUUUGGAUACGGGAAGAAAGCAGCGAGGGAGAUUUGAUGAGAAGAAUCAUGAAACUUCUGAUGCUUUUAUAUCUAAUACUGAUGAGGACCAUGAGGGAAGCAGUUCUGAUGUAGGUAGGGAAACAAAGCCACAGAAAAGAUGCGAAGAUGUAAACCAUGAAACAGCACAAGCGCACAGUUCUGUUGUGGGUGUCAAAACAAAAGAGAAGAGGAGAUACAGUGAGAAGAACCAGCAAAACAAAACAGUUUCAGGAACUCAUGAGCAGGAAGUCUUUGUUAAUGAUGAAGGAACAAAAGCGCAUAAUUCUGAUUUGGGUGAUGGAAGAAGAAGUGGGAAAGGAUAUUGCCAUGAAAAGAAUCAGCAAAACAAAGUGUCAUCUCCUGAAAGAUGUGAGCAGAAAGUUCCUAGGACGAAUAAAAGGGUCUCACACGGCUCUGGAUUAGCGGAGGAGAGAUAUCCGGAGGAAAGAUAUAGGGAGGAAAGGCAUAUUGAAAAGAACCAGCAAAAGAAAGUGUCAUCUCCUGAAAGAUGUGAGCAGAAUGUGCCUAGGACCAAUGAAAGGGUGUCACACUGCUCUGGAUUAGGGGAGGGGAGAUAUCGGGAGGAAAGACAUAUUAAAAAGAACCAGCUUCCCAAAACUAUUGAAACGGAAAGUCUGGCGACUGAAGUUUUCAAGGAUCGGAAGAGAAAGCGAGAACGAGGAGUGGAGAGAGAUCGAGAUGAGUUUUAUUUGGCGGAGAAUCAAUACAUACAAUGCCAACCUGAUAUGAGAAAUGAUGAUGUGGCCUUUAAUAAGCAAGAGAAUGGUUUCAGAAAUGAUGAACGAGUAAAGCAAAAGUCUGUAUCUUCUAUUUCAUCUACUGAGUCUACUAACAGUGUUAACGAAUCUAAUGUACCUUGUCAAGAGUUAACUUUGAUCAUCCACCCGAAGGUUGGUGUACAAGAUAAACCUAUUGAAGCACGACCUCUUCGCUCCAUCUAUUCAAAGAAACCAUCUUUCCAACCUGAAAAAUACGGACACAAAAGUUACCAGGAGAAGAAUGGAGCUGUGUCUAAUGAUCCUGGACAAAGGAAGUUUGUUUUAUGCAGUGACAAAAAACGUAAAAGACUAUUUUGGACACAGGCAGAAGAAGAGAUGCUUAGGGUUGGUGUGCAGAAGUUCCUUGUAGGCAGGAAUAUUCCAUGGCGCAAAAUCUUGGAAUUUGGUCGGGAUGUGUUUCACGAUGGACGUGCUCCAAGCGAUCUCAAGGACAAGUGGAAGAUGAUGAACAAAAUGGCUUGUGACACAGGGAAUUGGGUAAGACACCAAACUGAAAGACAACCAAAUUACUAUGUGUCUGAGGUUAGUUCUGACUGAGCUUUGGGAUUAUACAAAGCAUUAGAGCUUAGAAGAGGAUAGGGCGUUGCAUUUUUUUGUACAACCUUGUUCAUAGUUUGUGAAUUGCAUUUGUAUCAUAAACUAAUCCUACCUUCCCCAAUUUGUAUCUCCUCGCCAAUUUAGAGAAUAAUACAUAAAGAGUAAGAUGAACU